Saccharomyces cerevisiae S288C is the source of this 927-nucleotide messenger RNA. The record is from the annotation of a RefSeq genome assembly. NCBI's taxonomy places the organism in Eukaryota, Fungi, Ascomycota, Saccharomycetes, Saccharomycetales, Saccharomycetaceae.
AUGGACGUUGACACUGCGUUUCUAAACUCAACCAUGGAUGAGCCGAUCUACGUAAAACAACCACCCGGGUUUGUUAACGAGAGGAAUCCCGACUAUGUAUGGGAACUAUACGGCGGUAUGUAUGGACUCAAACAAGCCCCAUUACUAUGGAACGAACAUAUCAACAAUACUCUUAAAAAGAUUGGUUUCUGUCGACAUGAAGGCGAACAUGGCUUAUAUUUUCGUUCCACAUCUGAUGGUCCCAUCUACAUUGCCGUAUACGUAGACGACUUACUUGUUGCUGCUCCCUCUCCUAAAAUAUAUGACAGGGUUAAGCAAGAAUUAACGAAAUUAUACUCAAUGAAGGAUCUCGGUAAAGUUGACAAAUUCCUCGGUCUUAACAUUCAUCAAUCGUCAAACGGAGACAUCACUCUCUCCCUUCAAGACUAUAUUGCUAAAGCUGCAUCUGAAAGCGAAAUAAACACAUUUAAACUUACACAGACUCCGCUCUGCAACUCAAAGCCUCUUUUCGAAACAACUUCCCCGCAUCUAAAAGACAUCACUCCUUAUCAGAGCAUAGUUGGUCAGCUUCUCUUUUGUGCAAAUACUGGUCGUCCGGACAUAUCGUAUCCAGUCUCAUUACUCUCCAGGUUCCUUCGAGAACCUCGCGCAAUCCAUUUGGAGUCUGCUCGGCGGGUUCUACGGUACCUAUAUACCACCAGAAGUAUGUGUCUCAAGUAUCGUUCUGGAUCUCAGUUGGCAUUAACUGUAUAUUGUGAUGCAUCUCAUGGAGCUAUUCACGAUCUACCACACUCUACUGGGGGGUACGUGACUCUACUUGCUGGUGCUCCCGUUACGUGGUCAUCGAAGAAGCUCAAGGGUGUGAUUCCUGUACCAUCUACUGAGGCAGAAUACAUUACUGCAAGUGAAACUGUCAUGGAGAUAUAA